AUGACUUUCUUCGGAAAAGCAAUGUUGGUCGUGUUGAUGGUGAUGAUGGCUGCUUCGGGAUCCGCCAUGGCUACUGUUUAUCAAGUUGGUGAUCUUGCAGGGUGGACAUUCAACUACAAUUACAAUGAAUGGGCCUUUUUCAAGCAAUUUCAAGCUGGUGAUACCCUAGUUUUCAACUACGAUCCACAAUUGCACAACGUGAUGCAAGUUGACAUCAACGACUACAACUCAUGCACUAGUAAUCCAAUUGCCACAUUCAACUCUGGUAGUGAUUCAAUCACCCUUGACACUCCUGAUGGAGACUACUUCUUCUUGUGUGGUAUUCCUGGUCAUUGUGCAUCUGGACUCAAAAUACACAUCAAAAGUUAG
This is a messenger RNA of Solanum tuberosum (potato), 369 nucleotides long. Its product is annotated as mavicyanin-like. Gene Ontology annotation, molecular function: electron transfer activity. The transcript is spliced from 2 exons. The record is from RefSeq and is a predicted model, not a curated record. Lineage: Eukaryota; Viridiplantae; Streptophyta; Magnoliopsida; Solanales; Solanaceae. Bases 1 to 369 code for a protein of 122 amino acids. Gene Ontology annotation, cellular component: plasma membrane.